AUUCCGAAUACGUGUAGUAAUUAGUUGUGGUAGCGGUACUUCCGGCAAAUCAGAAAGGAAGAAAACAGUGAUAUGAAACUCAGUCAUGGCAGUGGUACAUUUGUAACAGAAUCAAUAAAGAGCACCAGAAAAUUUGUAUCGCUCUAAACCUGUUUAAUACAUGUAGAUAUGGAGUGUGAAUUGUAUGAUGGAAAAGGUUCCAGUGUUCCAGGAAGAAAGCAGUCAGUAGAUUCUAUGCUAAUUAUAAAACAGGAAGUUGUUGACAAUGCAAUUGAAUCUACUGUAUAUAAAAAUUAUGAAAAUCUACAAGAGUUAAUAAGUAAUCCCACUACAUUUAGCAACAGCAGAGAUAGAAAUACAGAUGAUUCCAGAAACAAAUUGUUAGAUGAAAUAAAGCAGGAACCCUGUUCCCCUAAAAGUGAAAGUGGAAACAAUAUACUCAAUGGGUAUACUGAGGAAUGGACAUACAUAGACAAGACAGCUGUAAAAGAUGAAGAUAAUAAAUCGAACGAAUUGAAAGACAGAACAGAUGGGGUUACUGACCAGAUUCCUUAUCAAGAUGAAACUGAUCAAGAAGAUCCUGUCAUGUAUAUUUUUAAUGCAGAAAAUGACAUGUCUGAAUUAAAUGAUGCAAAUGAAAAUGUGAACACUGGAGAAGUCCAAAAUAGGAGAAAAAGAAAAGGAACAAAACCAAAAAAGAUCAGGCAAAAUGUUGAAAAGAUUGAAGAUUUGAAGUACACAUGUACUACAUGUGAUCAAAGGUUUAGUAAAAAGAAAGAACUACAAAUGCAUACAAAAUCACAUAACAAAGAUGUUAUUCACAUCUGUGGUGUUUGUGGGCAACAAUAUAAAACUAAAAAAAUCUUGAGGUCACAUGCCAGAAUUCAUGCAAAAGAACAGUUUCAUAUUUGUUCCACAUGUGGAGAACAAUUUAGUAAAAAAAUUGAACUUAAAAGGCAUUUGAAAGUUCACACUGGUCCUAAACGACAUGCUUGUGACAGGUGUGAUAAAGUUUGUAAUCGAAAAGCAGAGCUGAUUGGACACAUGAGAACACAUACAGGUGAAAAACCCUUUCUUUGUUCAAUAUGUGGUAAAGGGUUUGGAUUCCCUCACCAUCUUAAGGGACAUCUACUUAUACAUACUGGAGAAAAACCUUACUCCUGUCAUAUUUGUGGUAGGGGUUUCAACGAUCGCAGCAGUAUGCGAAGGCACUUAAAAACACAUGACCCUUUUGAAACUGAUGUGACUGAUGCUUCAUUGAUACAUGACGAAUCUUUAAAAAAUGAGUCUGGUGUGAAUGAAGUUAAACGUUUUAGGAGACGCCAGGUUUAUUCAAGAUCACAUGUCUGUGAGUUUUGUGGUAAGGCCUUCAUCAAAGGUCAACAUUUACGUGUACAUAUACGUACACAUACUGGUGAGAAACCACACCAAUGUGAUGUGUGUGGAAAACAAUUUAACGAUCCCAGUAGUCUACGUCGUCACAUGAGAACUUACGCUAAUCGACCCCAUGUAAACAGUGAUGAAAAGGUCAAAGAAUAUAAAUGUCCUAUUUGUGAAAAGGAAUUUGGUUAUCGCAGAAAUUACAGGAAUCAUGUUAAAACACAUUCAACAGGGAAACAGUUUGAGUGUACAACUUGUGGGAAAUCUUUUCACUUGAAACAUCACCUUAGACAUCACAUGACAAAGCACAUGGUCGAAAAACCGUAUAAAUGUACUAUUUGUGAUAAACGUUUCAGUAAUUACAGUAUGUGGUAUUGUCAUUUCAAAACACAUAAUACUAAAGGAGAUUAUAAAUUUCAGUGUAGUAUUUGUACAAAGUUCUUUUUGACUGGUGCUCAUCUAAAAUUUCACUUAAAAACUCACAAAAAUGGAAAUUCAAAAACAUCAGAAAACAAUCAAUUGAAAUCCAAGUUAACAGUUGAUAUACAAAGUGAGGACUACAUUUGUACAUUGUGUAAUGAUGUAUUCCAAGAUAAAAUGAGCUUAAGACAGCAUGAAAUUUUUGUUCAUGAAGAAGAAUUGAAUGGGAACAUUAGUCCGGUUGGUAGCGAUAAUUUUAACAUUGUUGGCACAAAGGAUGAUGAUCUGUCAGGCCAGAGUACAGACAUGGAAUUGACAGAAAAUAAUAUUCAUAAUGACCAAUCAGUGUUGGAUAAAAGUUUACCAGUCGAACAAAGCACUGUAGAUCUUAAUUUGAUAAAUGCUAAAAAUAUGGAUGCUUUUUUGAUACAAAAUGCAUUAGAGGAAAGUCUGAAUAAUUCUUCUGAAUCAACAGAGGGACAGCUCAGUAUUGAAAAAGAAAGUUCCAAAUUCAGUGAACAUGAUGACAGCUACUUAGACUUUAGUACAUGUUCAGAAAGAUUAAAGACUGCUUCAGACAUAGAGUCAAAAUCUGAAAAUAAACAGAAACGAUUUGAUUGUUCUGAAUGCUCAAAAAGUUUCAGCCGAAAAGAUUCUUUAAAUACACAUUUUAGACUUCAUACAGGGCAAAACAUACACAAAUGUAAUCUAUGUGGAAAAAUAUUUCCAAAGAGGAGUAACUAUAUUCGACAUAUGGAAUCUUGUGGGAAAAGAGAAAGAAGGGUAACACAAAAUGAAGUUCUGAAUGAAAAUUCUUAUUCUAAAGAUUUCACGGCUCAAGAACAAUUUGAGGUCUCAGAAAAUGCUCAUGGUGACAAUAUGAUAAAUGAUAAAAAUAUGGAUGCUCUUUUGAUACAAAAUGCAUUAGAGGAAAGUCUGAAUAAUUCUUCUGAAUCAACAGAAGGACAGCUUAGUAUUGAAAAAGAAAGUUCCAAAUUCAGUGAACAUGAUGACAGCUACUUAGACUUUAGUACAUGUUCAGAAAGAUUAAAGACUGCUUCAGACAUAGAGUCAAAAUCUGAAAAUAAACAGAAACGAUUUGAUUGUUCUGAAUGCUCAAAAAGUUUCAGUAGAAGAGAUUCUUUAACAACUCAUUUUAGACUUCAUACAAGGCAAAACAUACACGAAUGUAAUUUAUGUGGAAAAAUAUUUCCUAAGAGGAGUAACCAUAUUCGACAUAUGGAAUCUUGUGGAAAAAGAGAAAGAAAGGUAACAAAACAUGAAGUUCUCAACGAAAAUUCGAAUUCCAAAGAUUUCACAGCUAUAGAAGAGUUUGAUGUCUCACAAAAUGCUCAUUAUGACAAGGCAACUGAGAUUGGUGUACCGUCAAAAUCAUUAAACAAACCUUUUUCAUGUGACUUAUGUGACAAAAGCUUCACCAUGAAAAGUUCAUUAGUGACACAUUACAAACUUCACACAGGCAAAAAUCUAAUGGAGUGUGAUGUCUGUGGUAAAAAGUUUACCAAGAGUUAUACUUAUUUACGACAUAUAAGGACACAUACUGGAGAUAAACCUCAUAAGUGUGAUUAUUGUGAACGUGGCUUUGGGGAUAAAAGUAGUUUAAAUAGACACUUGACAACAAGACACAAAAUGGAGACACCAUAUGUCUGCCACAUGUGUAAUUCAAAGUUUUUUUCAAAAUCUAGCCUGGAAAAACACGUCUGGACCCAUGAUCAAGAAUCAUUUGAUGAGAUGAAUUUUAAAGAUGGAUCAGAAGAUUUACCUGUGAGAAAGAGAUUACCGAAAAUUCAGUUUAAGUCUUCCGAACUUGAAGAGUCGGCUAAUGACUCCUCAGUGUGUGAAAUGGCACAAACAGCAACAGAUGAAUAUUCCACAGAAGAACCCUUUGAUAAUACUUAUAUGGUUCAAGUUAAAAUUGAACCUGAAGAACUAGAAUAACAUUUUUUGACAACAUGUUCAUGGAAAGUUAUAACUUAUUAUAUAAAAAAAUUAGAUGUGUUUCUUGUAUAAAUCUAUAAUAGGUUUUUUACCAUGUCAAAUUUUAUUGCAAUUUCUUGUUUUUGCCAUUUGUUUAAAAUAGAUUCUGUGUCCAAGUUUUGCUUACAAGGAUAUGAAAUGCUCUGUUCUUUUUUCUGUUGUAAAAGACCUUUCACGAUCCUCUUGUUUUUUUCUCUGAAUUAAUAAAAAGGUUCAAAAUUUUGGAGGCUGGCAUUUCUUUGGCUGAUGUUAUAGUUACCAGAACAAGAAGUUAAAUGGAGUGUUGUCAGAUCUUUGUAAGGAAAGCUUGAAUGAAGGACCUGUGUUUUAAUCAGAUUGUUGCAUUUGUUAUGAUUUUUUUUUAUUGUACUAGAUAUUGCUUGUUUAUCAAGGUCACCAUGGUCACUAUCAGUAAACUUCAGUGCCAAAACUUGUUUACAAGCAGUCAUUGUUUUUUUUUUUAUAUUAAUCUUAUAAUGAAUUAUUUUUCAUGUGGAUUUCAAAAGUAUAUAUAUAUCAUGGGUUCAUACAAGUUUAAAAAAAGAAAAAAAUGUAUAGAGGAAUUAGUUUUAAUAGCACAUAUAUGCAUCAUGCAUGCAUUGCCUUAAUAAUUUUCUUAACAUUAAAGUGAACAGAAUUUCUUCCAACAUAACUUAAAAUUAAUUUGCAUAUAGACUGUUGGUUUUCCCGUUUGAAUGGUUUUACACUAGUAGUUUUGGGGCCUGUUUUUACACUAGUAAUUUUGGGGCUUGUUGUUCGGUGUGUCUGUGAGCCAAGGCUCCGUGUUGAAGGCCGUACUUUAACCUUUAAUGGUUUACUUUUUAAAUUGUUAUUUGGAUGGAGAGUUGUCUCAUUGGCACUCACACCACAUCUUCCUAUAUCUAUAUAGUAUAAUAAUAUAAGAAGUAAUAUAAUUAAGCUUUGUGUUUUUCAUAUGUGUAUGCUGUAUGUUAAUGAUGAAUUUUAUUGUACUUUUUUUUAAUGAAGAUUUUUAUAGAGUAUAUCUAAUCAGUUCUUAUAAGAACUUUUAGUAUCUUUUCUAUUGUUCUUAGAGAUUUGUAAGCUUAAAGAAGAUUUCUUAAAGAAUGGAAGGUUGAUUAAACUUUGAUAUGGUACAUGUAUAUGAAAUUCCCUUGAUUUAGUUCUCUUUGUAAAAUACAAGGUAGGAGCAUCAUAUGAUUUAAAAUGUUAAUUUGUGGUUCAUCUAUCUGAUUACCAUAGGGAUAUUGGCAGUUAUUAUUGAAAGAAAAUAAAUUCUUUAUCAUUUUAAAAUGAGUCUAUGUCUUUUUACCAUGGUGUAUGUCUUACAUAACAAUAUGUAUAUUGGUAUUGCCUUGUUGUUAUCGUCAGCAUCGCACGAAAACAGAUGGUUUCUGGAUAAUAACUUAAGUAUAAGUGAAUAGAAAUCAAUAAAAUUUUAACACAAGUUUAAUAAUCACUAAAGUUAAGAUUUGGGAUAGUUUUUUGGGUUAUAGUCCUACUUGUUUAAGAAUUAGGGGCCCAAAAAGUGGCCCAAAUUAGCAUUUUUCUAGACAAUUACUUGUGUUUAAGUUUAUGGAUCUUUCUGAAAUUAUACCAUAAGGUUCCAUACCAUAUAAGAAAGGUUCAGGUAGAUUUUGGGGGUCAUGGCCCUCACUGUUAUAAGGAAUAAGGGGCCAAAAACAAUACUUUCUAUAUUGCUUAUUUCUUGACCAAUUUCAAUUAGGUUUUAUUCUUGAAUUCUUAUAGGAUUUUUUAACAUGCAGAAUCUAACUGUGUAUUUAGAUUUAUGUUUUUGGUCCCAUUUUCAAAUUGGUCUACAUUAAGGUCCAAAGGGUCCAAAAUUAAACUUUGUUUGAUAUCAACUAAAAUUGAAUGUAUAGCAUAAUGGGGUUCUUUGAUAUGCUGAAUAACCAUGUAUUUAGAUUUUUGCGCCCAUUAUCAAAUUGUUCCACAUUGAGGUCAAAAGGGUCCAAAAUUAAACUUUUUGUUUGAUUUCAUAAAAAAAAUCAAUUACUCGGGGUUCUUUGAUAUGCUGAAUCCCACCAUGUAUUUAGAUUUUGGAUAUUGGACCAUAAUAGGUAAAUGUCCAAUUCAAUUUUUUUUAAUUCUUAGACCACACUAGAGCACACCCGUGAUAUCGCGGGUCCGUGACUGAAUUAAAGCAUAUAAUACUUAGUAUAAGUAUUGUCAUCUGAUAAAGUCAUGCCGAUUAUAAGAUACACAGUUUUCUCUGCUUUCAAAUCUUUGUUUGAACCCGUCGAACUGGAACUUAUCAAUUAUUGGUAAUAUUAAUUAUUUGGAAAACAAAAGGUCCUGGAAUGGAGUAUUUUUUUUAACAGCACUGUCCUACAUUAGUUAUAGAUAAAGUUGAAUUCUUUGAUUAGCUGUUUUACGUCAUGUCCACUAACAAACUGAAAACUGUACCUAUACGUCUUAUUUUUAGUCCAGAUUUUUAGGAUUCGUAUUGUUAUCUUAGAAAGUCUUACUGAUUGAAAUACUACAAUAGGUAACAAUUUGAUAAUUUAGUAGUGUCAACCCUGUGAAUAUGACCCGUGUAUAUAGCAUAUUAAUCCUGAAUACACCAUUUAGUGGUGCGCCAGUCAGAUGCGGAACGUACAGAUAAGGUAAUAGGUAACUGUUACAGGUGAAAAUACUAUUGCUAUCGGUCUCGGACUCGACCCGGAACUUCUUAAUUAUUGGCAAUAUUAAUUACGUGGAAAACAAAAGGGCCUGGAGGGGUGUAAUUUUUAAUAUACACCUUUGUAAUAUAUCAGUUAUAUAAAAAGUUGAAUUCUUUGAUUCGUCGUUUUUACGUGAUGACGGCUGACAAAUUGGACCUCGUAAUUUUAGUAUUAUAGAUUCAUUCUGUGUCAGAAACCUAUGCUGAGUCAAAUAUGUAAUCACAAUCCAAAUUCAGAGCUGUAUCAAGCUUGAAUGUCGUGUCCAUACUUGCCCCAACUGUUCAGGGUUAGACCUCUGCCGUUGCAUCAAGCUGCGCCCUGCAAAUCAUUUUAUUUAUUGUUAAGAAGCCUGUAUAUAUCCCCAUUUUACAUAAAUUAAAGAAAUAUACCACACCUACGGUGUACUUAUAUUUUUAUACUGAUCAUAUUUAUGUAUUUAUAUACACAUGUUAACUAUAAAAUACAAUUACAAUAAUUUGUACAUACAUAAAUGGCUGCCUAUAAAUACCCUGCACAGUUGAAAGACUUUCAUUUCAAAUAUGUUAAUCAUAGUUUGUGUCUUAUACUGUUAUAUAUUAAAUUUGAUAUGAUUUAAUUAAUGUCAUCUUUGUGGUGGGAUUUUUUGGGGAAGAUUGCAUGAAAUGUAACUAAAACAUAUUCAAUACAGAUAGACUUAAAAAUAAAUAUAUUUUUUUA
This is a messenger RNA of Mytilus trossulus (common blue mussel), 7157 nucleotides long. RefSeq names its product zinc finger protein 585A-like. The transcript has 3 exons. Gene Ontology annotation, molecular function: RNA polymerase II cis-regulatory region sequence-specific DNA binding; DNA-binding transcription activator activity, RNA polymerase II-specific. Gene Ontology annotation, cellular component: nucleus. Bases 169 to 3759 code for a protein of 1196 amino acids. The record is from RefSeq and is a predicted model, not a curated record. NCBI's taxonomy places the organism in Eukaryota, Metazoa, Mollusca, Bivalvia, Mytilida, Mytilidae. Gene Ontology annotation, biological process: regulation of transcription by RNA polymerase II.